AUGUUUACUGAUUUAUCUAUCUAUCUAUCUAUCUAUCCUAUUCUUUUCUUACAUAUCUAUCUAUCUAUCAAUUUAUCAUAUUCUGUUCAUAUCUAUCUACCUAUCUAUCCUAUUCUUUUCAUAUACAUCUAUCAAUCUCAGUUUGUUUCUAUCUAUCUAUCUAUUUAUCUAUGUCUCUAUCUAUCUAUCUAUCCUAUUCUGUUCAUAUCUAUCUAUCAUAUCUUCUUCCCUUCCUUUCUUGAUUCCUUCCUUCCUACCGACCUUCAUUCAUUCAUUCAUUAUUCAGUCAUUACUUCAGGCAAUCGUUCAUUCAUUUUGAUUUCUUUCCUUUUAUUUUUUCGUUUUCUUCUAUUUUUCAUUUCCUUGUUUCCUGUUUUUCAAUUAUUCUUUCUUUUUUUUUUUUGGUUCGUUAUGUCUUCCAUUUGUUUUUCGUUUCAUUUCUUCUCUCGUCUUUUUCUCAUGCUUCCUUUUCUUUCUUUGUAUGGUGUUCUUCUUUCUUUUUUGGUAAAACUGUUUUCCUUUUCACAAUUUUCAUUUCUUUGA
Acanthosepion pharaonis is the source of this 543-nucleotide messenger RNA. Lineage: Eukaryota; Metazoa; Mollusca; Cephalopoda; Sepiida; Sepiidae. The record is from the annotation of a GenBank genome assembly.